GGAUAUUCCCUCUUACAAUCACUCAUCUCCCAUCCCCAAUCCAAUCCCUUUCCCUAUUCGAUAACUCAUUAUAAUAAUCUUAUUAUUAUUAUUAUAUUACUCAUCUCUUUUUCUCCCUUUAUAAAUUCGAUUAUUUUCAUUCAACCCCUCCUCAAAAACACACACAAAAAACACACACAAACCUUAAUUAAGACAACUGAACAUGCCGCUUUCAACUGACUCCUCAUCGUCUAUGAAUCAACAACAACAACUGCUGGAUAAACUCAAAGUCUUCAAGAUCCAAGGCCGUGACAAACGUGGUCAUAUCAUCCUUCGCAUCCUCGCCAAAUUCUUCCCUGCUCGAGAUGUGAGCGUUGACGGGGUGAACAAAUACUUGGAAGACAAGAUAUUCCCGGAGCUUGAGAAACGCUCGUUUUCCGUUCUUUACGUCCACACCGACGUCGAAAAGAGCCAGAAUUUCCCCGGAAUCUCCGCCCUCCGAUCGUUUCACGACGCGAUUCCGGCCACCGUCAUCAACAAUCUCCAGGCUGUCUAUUUUCUCCACCCGGGACUUCAGUCCAGGCUCUUUCUCGCCACUUUUGGCCGCUUCAUGUUCUCCUCAGGGUUGUAUGGGAAACUGAGGUAUGUGAGCAGAGUAGAUUACUUGUGGGACCAUGUAAGGAGGAACGAGAUUGAUCUCCCAGAGUUUGUGCAUGAUCAUGAUGAAGAUCUUGAGUACCGUCCGAUGAUGGACUAUGGAUUGGAAAGUGAUCAUCCGAGGGUGUAUGGUGCGCCUUCAGUGGAUUACUCCCCUUCCACUUACUCCACCAGGUGUAUUUCGUAGUUGGGGGAUGGGACGACGUCGUUUUGAAGUUGCCUGCUUUGAAUUUUGUUGUUAUGGUGGUUUGAAGCUUUAUGGGAAAUAUAGUGAAUGUUAGGUUGUGAAAGAUAGUAAAAAACGAAGUUUGGAAGCAAAGAGAAAAAUGGAAUGCUUCUUGUAGUAUAGUUUUGUUUUCGUAAAUUAAUUUCAUAGUUUUUGUUCAAUCUUUUUAUGGAAUGGUUAUAUACUCGAAUAAAUAUUUCUUUUUUAAUAUCA
Molecule: messenger RNA, 1075 nt
Organism: Daucus carota subsp. sativus
Lineage: Eukaryota; Viridiplantae; Streptophyta; Magnoliopsida; Apiales; Apiaceae
Exons: 3
Coding region: 203-823 (206 amino acids)
Source: RefSeq, a predicted model, not a curated record